Messenger RNA from Desarmillaria tabescens, 1938 nucleotides. Its product is annotated as alcohol oxidase. NCBI's taxonomy places the organism in Eukaryota, Fungi, Basidiomycota, Agaricomycetes, Agaricales, Physalacriaceae. Bases 1 to 1938 code for a protein of 645 amino acids. Gene Ontology annotation, molecular function: flavin adenine dinucleotide binding; oxidoreductase activity, acting on CH-OH group of donors. The record is from RefSeq and is a predicted model, not a curated record. The transcript has 14 exons.
AUGCCCAUAGUCUCCCUACAGGAUCUUCUUGGUGCUGAUGUCGACAUCUUAGUCGUUGGGGGAGGAACUUGCGGUUUGGCGACUGCAACACGACUAGCACAGAAUCGUCCGAACACCGUUGUAGCUGUUAUUGAAGCUGGUGAUUAUCAUCAAAAUGAUCCUUUGGUUGAUGUACCAGGAAUGAUGAGUCGGGCCAUUCACAAUCCCCAGUAUGAUUGGACGUAUUACACAGUCCCACAAAAACAUGCGGGUAAUCGUCAAAUUCUACAGUCUCAUGGAAAGGGUCUAGGAGGUUCCUCAAUGCUCAACUUCUUGGGAUUUGUCCGACCUUCAAAAGAGGAACUCGACGCGAUCGAGGAGCUCGGUAAUGAAGGAUGGAACUGGGAUUCGCUAUCCUCGUACAUGAAGAAGGCAGGUACCUCUUUAUCAGAGCGAUCAUUUUUUUCAUUAGCGUAUAGAGCGAGCGCGUUCAAACACCGGAUGAAUCUGUCGACGGACAGCGCGUCGCAGCAUCCCCGGACCCGAAGAACCAUGGAUACGAAGGCACUUCACUUCAUCACCUCUGAUUUUUCCCGCUCAUCAAUAACACCCGAACUAGGUCCUAUUGCAAAGUCGUAUCCUCCUCAGAUUUCCGAAAUCCAUGCGCCCCUUCUAGAUUCGUUGGAAUGCCUAGGUGUUCCCCGUAACCCAGAUAAUAGUGGUGGUCGUCCAGUAGGAGCGUUCCUGGCGCCGACGUCCGUGGAUUCAAAAACGGCCACCCGUUCUUAUGCGGCGUCAGGAUAUUAUGCCCCUAAUGAGCACCUACCCAAUCUCUUGGUCUUAACAGGGACAUUGACUACAAAGAUCAACUUCACGGCUGGUGCAGAAGGUCUGCAGAAGGCAACAAGCGUGGACAUCGAGAAGGACGGUGUUAAGUCUACAGUUAAUGUGAAGAAAGAAGUAUUAUUGUCAGCAGGGUCCUUGCAUACACCGCAACUUCUUGAGCUCUCUGGUGUUGGGAACUCAAAGAUUCUUGCUCCGCUUGGUAUUGACACCAUCAUCGAUCUGCCUGGUGUCGGUGAAAAUCUCCAGGAUCACGCGUUGGCUCCAACAGUCGUCGAAGUCGACCAAUCAUUCAAGACUUUUGAAAUUUUCGGCGAUCCGGAGCAGCUGGCCGAUCAACAGAAACUCUACGCCGAGCGUAAGGGUCUGUUGGCCGGUGUCUCGUCAUGUUUUGCGUUCAUGCCUGCCGCGGCUUUUGGAUCAGAAGCCAACCUAGCCGACUGGGAGAAAUGUGCAAGCGUCUCUGCUAUCCCAGAACUCGACGCUUUACAUCCGUCGGUUCGUCUUGGAAUGGAGAAACAGUAUGAGAUCCUUCGCGGGUGGUUAAAGGAUCCGAAUCAGGUGUUUUCUCAAAUUCUUACUGUUAAUGGACAUUACCCUGUGGCAGGCGUGACACCAGAUCCCAUGAAACGGUACACAACGCUUCUCGUGUCUUACAUGCAUCCAUUUACCCGUGGUCGAGUGCAUAUCACCACCACCAACCCCAAAGCCCACCCUGACCUCGACCCGAGGUACCUCGCUAAUCCCGCCGAUGCUGGUGUCCUCGCCAGCAUGAUCUCAUUCAUGCGACGUCUUUACAAAACCGGUCCUGUCGCCGAGUCCAUUCAGUCUGUCACCGUCCCGCCCUUCGAUGAAAACACUCCUGCAGACGAGGUUAACAGAUUUGUCGCUGAUACUCUGGCUACAGUGCAUCACCCUGUGGGCACGGCGUCAAUGCUGCCUAAGGAGCUAGGAGGCGUUGUGGACAGCCGGCUUCGUGUGUAUGGCUCGGAAAACCUAAGAGUGGUUGAUUGCUCCAUCAUUCCUCUGGAAUUGUCUUGCAACAUACAAAGCGUCGCUUACGCAAUUGGAGAGAAGGCUGCAGACAUAAUCCUAUCUGAAGCGAGUCUCUUGUGA